AUGGCUAGUCAAGCAAAUAGAAUGGAAAGUAAAUUAUAUACAAGUCAUUUAAUGAAUUCAUCAACAACACCAUUGUUCAAUUCAACUCAUCCUAGAAUUGUAUCAUCAAAAGAUAUUGGAAAUAAUGAUAUAAAUGAUAAUACUAUUGAAACAUAUACUAAACGUACUAUUCAUAGUAAUGAAUUAGAAUCUAGAUUAUCACCAAUAAUAACAAAUAGACAAUCAAAUGAAUUCAUGAUGAAAUCUACAGAACCAUCAUCACCAAUUGUGGAUUAUUUAUUAUAUGAUGCACCAGCAUGGAUGAGACAAUCUAAAAUAAAAAAUCAUAAAGUAAUUAAUAGUAGUAUGAAUAGUAGUUCGACAAUAUCUUCUAAUAUUAUAACAACAACAACAGUGACAGGGACAGCAGCAGGAGCAGCUGCAGCCACAGCGAGAACAUCAAUAGUGACAACAAUAUCACCAUCAUCUAAUGUAACUCAUAUUGUAAAUGAUACAAAACCUAAUACAGAUAAUGUUACAAUUAUGCAUAAGGAGAAUGUAAAAAAUAUGAAUUCUGGUAGUCGAAUAACAAUACAAUCCGAUUUAAGUAAUAAUAAUAAUAAUAAUAAUAAUAAUAAUGAUCAUUUUAUACGAUCAACAAGUCCUCGAUCGAAUGGAUCAUUUCGAUUUGUAAAAUCUGGAUCACGUAAAUUUUCAGAAAUGAAUCCAAAACUUAAUCCUCCUUCAUACAUGCAGAAACUGGAUGAUGUUCUUGUUGAAAAUGAAAUGAACACUGAAUCAUUUAAAACAAUAAAAAAAUCUAAUAAAUUUAAUCUAAACAAAAAUCCUGAUCAUGAUGAAGAUUGGACAAUUCAUGAUGGAUCUCGUAGAUUUACACCAAUUUUAUCAUCACCUAUAUCAAUGAAAACACCACCAUCACCACCACCACCACCACCAUCCCAAUUCCAAUCUCAAUCCCAACUUCGACCUUUAUCACCACCACUACCACCAAUACCCCCAACAACAACAACAACAACAACUAUACCAUUAAUUGAAAAGAUUAAUCAAUUAACUACUAUUAAUAAAUUCAAUGAAAUUAUUCAACCAAACUAUAAAGAAAAUCUAUUUACUGAACAAAAAUCAAUAUGGAAUAAAACGAAUAAAACGGUAACACAAUUUAAUGAACCUAAUUAUUCAAAUAAAUUCAAUCCUCAACGUAUUAUACAUAGUACACCAUGUAGUCCUACUAUAGAAAGAAAUAUUCUUAUUAAAUCGAUUCAUGAUCAUCAUGAUCGUCAUGAUAAUGAUGAAGUUAUAUUAAGAAAUCAUAAAAAAUCAUCAAUUGGUUUACCACCACGUCCAUUAAGAUCACCAAUUAUACGUUCAUAUGGUCAAUCUAUAUCACCAAUACAACAUCAUCGUAUAUCACCAUUAUCAUCUUGUACAAAUAAUGAAAUAACUAAAACUAAACAAAUUGAUCCAAUUACUGGUGAAAUUCAAUAUAUCACAUCUAGAACAAGAUCAUAUACUGAUUUAAAUACUAAUCAAUUAAUUACAGAAAUAGAAGAAAAUAUACAAGGUGAAGGAGAUACAGAAGUAAGAGUAGUACGAAGGAAAACACGUAAAAUAAAACCGAAUACUUUUAGAGAAUCACGAAGUGUGGAUAGUUCAGGAUUUCAACGUGAUUCAAGAACUCAUCAACGUACAGAAGAAACAAAAACUGAAAAACAUAUUGAAGAAGAGUUAAAUUAUCAAUGUUCUUCAACGAAAGUUCAACCUCAAAGAACAUCAAGUCAGAUGAAUAUUAGUGGACCUAGUACAAUGACUAAAACUGCAUGGUUGUCAGAAACCAAUUUAAGGAAUAGUUCAACAUGCAAACAACCACCAAUGUAUUCAACUUAUUCAGCUCAUAAAGAAAAUAUGAGACGAAUGCAAGAACAAAGAAGAACAACAGAAGAUUGGCAAGCUUCAAAUAGACAAUUACAUGAUUCCAGAUCAGUGGGUAGUCGAGCUGUUUUAGAAGAAAUGGAAACGAUUACAUUACAACCAAUUGGUCGUGGUGUACACGACUUGGAACCACCAACUGGUUCUAUAGCUAGAUCAGUUCGUGCUACAACACCAAGUGGUUUAUCAACAUUUCCAACAUUCUCUAAUCGACCUCAUUCAUCCGCUGGAAGAAUAGAUCUAUCAAUAUCAGGAAUAAAACGAUCUAUUAGUAAAGAUUAUUAUAGUCCAAUAAGAAUGCAACGUAGUACUAUUGAUAUACCAUAUAGUCAAACUACACAAGCAUUAUUAAGUCCAUCUAUCAAUCGACGUUUAGUUGGUUUUACUAAUACUGGUCAUUCAUCAAGAAUUUCAAGUAUCAAUAAAACUGUACUACCUAUCAUCCAUCAUCAUGAUCAUUAUCCUCAUCAUAAUCAUCUAGUGUAUAAUAGUAGUCAUGGUAAUAAUAAUAAUAAUAAUAAAUGGAAUUCUAUGAAUCAUCAAUCAUUGGAAUUAUUAAAUCAAACCUCUAUGAAUAGAAAUUCAUAUGCCAGGCAAACUCUUACACAAAAUAUUCAAGAAAUGACACAGAAACAACGAUUAUUAUUAUCAUCAUCUAAUCAACAAUAUUAUCCAAUAUCUAGUCAUAAUAAUAAGUUAGCGAAUAGAUCAUACGCUCCUGGGUUAGAACAACAAGAUGGUUACCGUACAAUUGCAACAACAAAUUAUCAUCGUGAAAUGCAUACAUCUGGACCACAAUCACCAUAUCUUGGGACAAUCAGACAUAAUUCACAAUAUGAAGCAACACCAAUAGUGAAUCGAUCAGUAGUUCAACAAUCUGUUAUACCAUUUUCACCAAAUGGAAGUUUAUCUGGAACGAAUAUUGGUGUUGAUAUUGUCGAUGGUGAUACAGUAGGAAUGCGUCAAGUUCUUGAUACAUCUAAAUAUUGGUAUUUACCAGGAAUCUCACGUCCUGAUGUUAUUGCAUUAUUACGUGAUAAAGAACCUGGAACUUUUGUUAUACGUAAUAGUAAUACAUAUGCUGAUAGUUUUGGUUUAGCAUUGAAAAUUCCUCCAAAUUCACCUAGAGUUAUAUCUAAUAAAGAGGAUAUUCAAUCUGAAUGGGUACGUCAUUUUCUAAUUGGUACAGUUCCUAUGCAUGAUGGUCGUGGGAAUGGAGUACAUUUACGUGGUUUCUCUAGUGAUCCAACAUUUCCAAGUUUAGCAGCAUUUGUUCAUUAUCAUAUUCAUAAACAAGGUGCAUUACCAUGUACACUUCGUCUUCCAAUAUUUACUAAUCAAACAUUAUAUAAUCAACAAAGAUCUACUAUUAAUGAACAAACAAUUUAUGGAUUAGAACCUUCAUUACAGACAAUAUUACCAACUACUAAUACAAUGAGUACGGAUAUGCUUUAUCUUGGUUCUGUUGAAGUAGAUCGUCUUGAAAAUAUGAAUGCAGCAAUUCGUGGAAUUGGAAAAAUAAUAAGUUUAGCACAAUCAUAUACAGAUGGUUUACCAAAACGUUGUGAAGUUCAAAUUAAAGUUAUACCACAUGAAGGAAUUACGUUUACGGAAAAAUAUCGACGUGCGGUUUGGAGAAAAACUAUUAAACCUAAUAAUUUACUAUGGUGUGGUUUAGAUCCAGAAAAUCGAGAAUUUAAUGAUGCAGAAUUACGAUCCAAAGGAAUGUAUGGUUCAAAAAUAUUUGCAUUAGUUGCACGUAAACAACGUUUCUGGUUACAUGAUAAUGUAGUUUAUGUAUUUUGUGAAAUUGAUCAUAAUCAUUCAGCUAUUCAAUUAGUACGUUUUAUUCAUUCUAUAUUUCCUGGUUUAAGGGAUUAA
This is a messenger RNA of Schistosoma margrebowiei, 3804 nucleotides long. NCBI's taxonomy places the organism in Eukaryota, Metazoa, Platyhelminthes, Trematoda, Strigeidida, Schistosomatidae. The record is from the annotation of a GenBank genome assembly.